Carassius auratus (goldfish) is the source of this 2638-nucleotide messenger RNA. RefSeq names its product josephin-1-like. Lineage: Eukaryota; Metazoa; Chordata; Actinopteri; Cypriniformes; Cyprinidae. Gene Ontology annotation, biological process: protein deubiquitination. The transcript is spliced from 5 exons. Gene Ontology annotation, molecular function: cysteine-type deubiquitinase activity. The coding region runs from base 555 to 1262 and encodes 235 amino acids. The record is from RefSeq and is a predicted model, not a curated record.
AAAGCCAGCCAAUGACGUUUUGCGCAUGCUCACGUUGAGCCAGAGAGCUGCAAGGAAAAACUACAAGAGACAAAGGAAUAAACAACUCAAGAAGUUGACGCGAAAACGCCAAGUUAAAGGAACGAAAGUAGCCCAGACUGUAACAUAACGUAUAGAGACAGAGCCAAGGUUAUCUCUACAGUUCUCACGGUGGUCUACUUAUGGCACUUUCCAGGGUCCUGCACUGCUGACCCAUUUAGUUCAAGUCAUGCUGUAACUCUUUUCCACCCUGAUGUCGGCCAAAAUGGAAAGAACUGCUCUGCCCUAGUGGUUACUAUGGUGCUUGACAAGUCUUUGUGCAAUAACAACAUGAAGAACACAGAAAGAGGACACAAUCGAUUCUGCUUCUGAGAAGAUACGUCGGUUUCCACUUGUGUUUUUGUUCUUUUCACUAAUUCACUGCAAGGUGCACUGGCUCACCUUUCACUCCAGUAGCGACCUCCCCUCCCCUUGCCACUCAUCUCGUGCAGCUGAGAGGUUGCUGUGGAGAUGAUAGUGGUGACAUAGAAGCAGGAAUGGGGAGUACUCCAUGUUCUGGUAAGGGGAGGGGGGUCGGGGGUUUUCCGGAGCUGGGCUGUAUGCCAUGGAAAGUCAGCAAGCAGAAAGGAGAAGUCGUCGGUGGACGUGGGUCCGAGCUGGAGGAUAGGCCUGAUGCUGGAACGCCCCCCACCUCGUCACAACCUCCUACCAUUUAUCACGAAAAGCAGCAUCGGGAGCUGUGCGCUUUGCACGCCCUGAACAAUGUCUUCCAGGACGGAGCGGCAUUCAGCCGUGAUGCACUUCAGGACAUCUACCAGAGGCUCUCCCCUAGCACACUGGUCACUCCCCACAAGAAAAACAUGCUGGGAAAUGGCAACUAUGAUGUGAACGUCAUCAUGGCUGCAUUGCAGACUCGUGGGUUUGAGGCUGUUUGGUGGGACAAGAGAAGGGAUGUCUGCAGCAUUGCACUACCGAACGUCACUGGAUUCAUCUUGAAUGUGCCAUCCAAUCUGCGCUGGGGGCCGUUGCGACUGCCCCUCAAGCGGCAACACUGGAUUGGAGUUCGAGAAGUGGGAGGAGUCUACUAUAACUUGGACUCCAAACUUCGCAUUCCUCAUGCUAUCGGAACAGCUGAUGAACUGAGGAAGUUCUUGCGUCACCAGCUUCGAGGGAAGAACUGUGAACUCCUAUUGGUUGUGCCAGAGGAGGUGGAAGUCCACCAGACGUGGAGGUCUGAUAACUGAUGAAUGUUUUUGAUUGCUUUUUUUUUUUUUUUUUUUGAGAAUUCUCAAAUUAAUGCUCAGGAGGGAAAUGUGAGGUUCAAUCAGGGACCCAUAUAAAGAGCAAAUGGAGUCGCACUCAACUAGUCAUGAAAGCACACUGCUCAGACUUUGUUUGCACAUACACACACACACACACACACACACACACCCCGCUGGACUCUUGCCAUGGAGACUGAAGCAGCAAAGGACACAGGGAUAUCACAAGACUAAAAACUAAACACUACGCAGAGAAUUUUAUUUGGUUCUUUGGGAUUCUGAUGCAUUUUUUUAUACAUUGAUUUAUUUUACUUUGUACUGUUUUCUGACUUGAAAGUAAGAGGUUAUGGAAUUCUUAGUGAUGUGUAUCACCUGUCAUCUUCACCACUUCUCUCUUUCCAAGUGAUUUCACAUGCAUUUAUGUGUCUGAACUGUCCACCACACAUUACAGGUCACCAAAAAGGUGUUUGUUUGACCAACUGGAUUUUGUUUAACAGGGUGCAUAUGUACUUAUUUAGUGCAUGCACUUGAAGAUUUAGAGAAAGAACACAGUAGCCCCUGAUUAACCGUUUCCUACAUAUUUAAUGGCAUAGUGACAGAUGAGAUGUUUCCUGUGUAUCACAGUACAGCAUGGCACCACACUAAUUGGAUGUUUUGUGUUAGUUUCCUAUAACAAAUGUUACCAAAAUGGUCCCUUGUUAAUAUCUUACCUUAAAUUGUUGCUCUCGACACGCUUUCUUGUUAAACAGUUAAGGUUAGACUUGAUGAAUCCUAGACUACAUGUAGGAAAAUAAAAGUGUGAGAGUGUUGGUAGUUAAAAAAAAAAAAAAAACCUUCGGCUGCCAAAAACCUUGUUAUUAAUGGAAACUGUUGUAUGUACUUUUUAAAUAGAAAUAAGUUAGAAAGUUUGAGAUCUCUGAAAUCUUGCAAAGUUUAUUAUCUUUGAUUGAUAUUGACAUGGCCUUAAACUGUUUACAGAGGGAGCUGAUUUACACAAAGGGAAGUCUAAUAACGCAUCUCAGGUUAUCUUCAGAUCCAACUUGAUUAAAUGUCACUUAUGAAACACUGAUCUUCAACAUAUUAUGUAAAAUGCUUCAAAUAGAUUAUAGACACUCGAAUCAGAUACUACAACUUAAAAGGACCAUUCCACAUGUCCAUACAUGGGGUGCUUUGUUAUACUGUAGAGAUGAAUAGAUUCCUUUGCCAUGACAAUCUAAAUCCCCACAACCCUUUUUUCGGGGGACAGGGACAACAUGUGCUCAUGCCAUUGUUUUCCAUUCAAAUAAAAUGCUUAUGAUGGCACUUUAUGUAAGAUGUAAAAUGUGCUGUGACAUCAUUAAAAAUGUCUUUGUAUGUAUGCA